AUGUUCAGCAGGUUAAAGAAGUUGAUCGGGGCUCCUGAGCCUCCCUCUUCCCAGGCAGCCCCUUCUCCUCCUCCCAGCACAGCUGCACCUGCAAAGGAGGAGAAAGCUCCUGAAAAAAAGGAUGAGAAAGAACCUCCAAAGAAGGAGGAGGAGAAGAAAGAGGAGGUGAAGAAGGAGGAGGAGCCCAAAAAGGAGGAGCCAAAACCAGCCCCAGCUCCGGCUCCAGCCCCAGCUCCGACUCAAGCCCCGGCCCCAGCUCCGGCCCCGGCCCCAGCUCCUGCAGCUGCUCCUGGGGCAACUGCUCCUAUUCCAGAGGGGGAUGAAGGUGAAGAACCUCCACCCCCACCUGUGGUCUACUUCAGAAAUACAGAUGACACCCUCAGAGGUCUGAUCAAUAAAUUAAGAGAGAGAACAGAGUUACUAAGAGAGAAAGCCAUCGACCCCUACGCCACCUCACCUGAGAUCAGCCCACCUGUCACUCCGAUCCUGAAGAAGGAGGACUACAUAAGGAAAAAGGAGGAGGAAAGGAUAGCCAAAGAGGAGGCAGACAAAAAGAAGGCUGAAGAAGCAGCGAAGAAGGCGGAGGAGAAGAAGAAAAAAGAUGAGGAGAAGAGGCUGGAGGCUGAGAAGAAGGCAGAGGAGGAGAGACUGGCUGAGGAGGCCAGGAGGAAGGCCAAGAUACUCCCAGACAUCAGCUGCUCCUGCUUCGACGUCCUCUUCCGUCCCAUCGAGGAGAAGAUGGACGGCGUGCUGGGAACCACCAUCGACCCUUUCACAGACCGGCGGUACAUCGGCUGGCUGACGGUGGUGGCGUUGGCCUACAACUAUAACAUGUGGUUCUGUUCAGCUCGGCUCGCCUUCCCAUACCACAGCGAAUACACUAACCCCUACUGGGUUGUGUGUGACAUCAUCAGUGACAUCGUCAACGUCAUUGACAUCAUCGUUUGGCAGCCGAGGCUCCAGUUCGUCAAAGCGGGAGAUAUUAUAAAAGACAGAGCUAUGGCCAAAUCUCACUAUCGAAAAUCACAAAGAUUUAAGAUCGAUAUUUUCAGCAUCAUCCCGUUUGAUCUCCUCUGUCUCUACUUUCAAUUCUCUUCCAUCUACAGACUCAACCGCUUCAUACGGAUCCACUCUUUCUUUGAGUUCAGCGAUCGUCUGGAGAGCAUCAUGGCCAAGGCCUACAUAUGGAGGGUUGCUCGUACCACUGGUUACCUGCUCUAUAUGCUACACCUGAACGCCUGUGCGUAUUUUGUGGCCUCGGUGCAUCAAGGUCUGAAUACUACCACAUGGGUUUAUAGCGGAGACGGGACAGCGUAUAUUCGUUGUUACUACUUUGCAGUCCGUAGUCUGAUCAACAUCGGGGGUCUACCUGAGCCUAUCACAACCUUUGAGAUCACCUUUCAGAUGUUAAACUUCUUCAUUGGUGUUUUUGUCUUCUCAAGUCUCAUUGGCCAGAUGAGAGACGUCAUCGGAGCGGCCACAGCAGGUCAGACUUAUUUCCGGGCGUCAAUGGACGGCUGUGUGAACUACAUGAACACCUACACCAUCCCAAAGUAUGUCCAGAACAGAGUCCGUACCUGGUACAACUACACCUGGGAUGCCCAGGGCAUGCUGGAUGAAUCAGAGCUGCUCGAUAAAAUGCCUCUCGUGAUGAAGACUGCCAUCGCUGUGGACAUCAACCUCGCCACUUUCCAGAAGAUCGCCCUGUUUCAGGGCUGUGACCAGCAGAUGUUGGUGGACAUGCUGCUGAGGCUCAAAUCCAUCAUCUAUCUACCUGGAGACUUUGUGGUCAAGAAGGGAGACAUCGGUAAAGAGAUGUACAUCAUAAAAAGUGGAGCGGUUCAGGUGGUAGGAGGACCUGAUAACAGCAUCGUGUUCGUCACUCUGAAGGCCGGCUGUGUGUUUGGAGAAAUCAGUCUGCUGCAGUCAGCCAAAGAUGGAGGAAACAGGCGUACGGCUAACGUGAAAGCACAUGGCUUCGCUAACCUCUUCGUCCUGGAGAAGAAGGACCUGUUUGACAUCCUGGUCCACUACCCCGAGUCUCAGAAAGUCCUGGCCAGGAAGGGACGGAAGCUGACCAAAGCUAAAGCUCCAGCUGGAGCUAAAGCGGAGGAGAAACCUAAAGGUCUGGCUCUGUUUGGACGAAAACCUCCAACACCGAAACUGCUCAAAGCGUUUGGAAACUUCCGGAAAGGAUCAGUCAUGGACAGACUGAAGGUAGAGGAUCACUUUCUCAGGCAGAGGGGAACAUUAAAGGUUUUUAUUCUAUUUAAACAAGAUUAUAAUUAGUUUUUUUUUCUUCUGUUCACAACAGG
This is a messenger RNA of Cheilinus undulatus (humphead wrasse), 2315 nucleotides long. RefSeq names its product cyclic nucleotide gated channel subunit beta 3, tandem duplicate 1 (gene cngb3.1). The transcript is spliced from 17 exons. Gene Ontology annotation, cellular component: plasma membrane; intracellular cyclic nucleotide activated cation channel complex; photoreceptor outer segment. The record is from RefSeq and is a predicted model, not a curated record. The coding region runs from base 1 to 2289 and encodes 762 amino acids. Lineage: Eukaryota; Metazoa; Chordata; Actinopteri; Labriformes; Labridae. Gene Ontology annotation, biological process: monoatomic cation transmembrane transport. Gene Ontology annotation, molecular function: cGMP binding; protein-containing complex binding; intracellularly cAMP-activated cation channel activity.